AAUCCGAAUCCUUGAGGGCAUAUUAUCACUCGGCCUGAGUCUCCCGAGUCCUGAGUCUCCAGCUCCAACGUAACUUUCAAGGGGGAAUACAGUAUUGAAGCAAAGGUUUUUCCUUUCUUUCCCGUAUUCUCCUUGCGACCGCACGAAGAGAGAAGCGGAUUCGGCCUUCGACUUCGACCACACCAGGCAGUACCAAACCACCAGAGCUGGGCAGGGUUGAUCUUAUUUGCAAUGGCUGCUUCCUCCUCUCUUUCCUCCUGCAUGAUGCAUAAAGAGGCACAUGCUCUGAACAUAUCAAAGCGCUCUAAAGAUUUAUUAUGUUAUCAUUGGAAUAACUCGUACAAGUCACCUAAUCAUUGGAAGUCAAUUUCACAAAGAAACCGCAUCCAUUGUCAAGCUCUGAAAAUUGAACACCCAUCGUCCUUGUCAGUGGGUCAGAAAUUUCAGCUUGAUGAUGUUAUUGAAGCGCAACAGUUUGACAGAGACACUCUGAAUGACAUAUUUCAAGUUGCACGAGAGAUGGAAAACAUUGAGAAGAACUCACCUGGUAGCCAACUUUUAAAGGGUCAUCUUAUGGCUACCCUGUUUUAUGAGCCCUCUACUAGAACCAGACUUUCAUUUGAGUCUGCCAUGAAAAGAUUAGGUGGUGAGGUUUUGACAACUGAAAAUGCGAGAGAGUUUUCAUCAGCAGCCAAAGGAGAGACACUAGAAGAUACAAUAAGAACAGUGGAGGGUUACUCUGAUAUAAUUGUGAUGAGGCACUUUGAAAGUGGUGCUGCCAGAAGAGCUGCUGCUACAGCUGGCAUUCCUAUAAUCAAUGCUGGGGAUGGUCCUGGGCAGCAUCCCACCCAGGCACUUUUGGAUGUUUACACCAUUGAAAGAGAGAUAGGAAAGCUUGAUGGAAUAAAAGUUGGGCUUGUGGGAGAUCUUGCUAAUGGAAGGACAGUUCGCUCACUUGCAUACUUGCUUGCCAAGUACAAUGAUGUGAAAAUUUAUUUUGUCUCUCCUGAUGUAGUCAAAAUGAAGGACGACAUAAAAAGCUAUUUGACGGCAAUGGGAGUGAAGUGGGAAGAAAGUGCUGAUUUGAUGGAAGUGGCUUCUGAGUGUGAUGUGGUCUAUCAAACUCGCAUUCAAAAGGAGAGAUUUGGCGAGAGGAUUGACCUAUAUGAAGAGGCUAGAGGCAAGUAUAUUAUAAAUAAGGAUGUUCUCGGAGUGAUGAAGCAGCAUGCGGUGGUGAUGCACCCUCUUCCCCGGCUUGAUGAGAUCACCGUGGAUGUUGAUUCUGAUCCCAGGGCUGCUUACUUCAGGCAGGCAAAAAAUGGUCUAUACAUUCGGAUGGCCCUUUUAAAACUCUUGCUUGUUGGGUGGUGAGGUUGCUUUCGUCUUCAAAAUGAAUCCUGAUGCUGAUGUCAUGAUUGAACUUUUUUUUUGGCCCUGAAUCCUCCUUGUAUUUUCUUGAAUUUGAUCUUUCUCGUGUUUGCUGCACCAUUUGCUAUGUGUUUGUUUGCAAAACAUGCUAACUAAAAGGUGUCAAAGAGGGGAGUGAUGGUCUGGUGAAUAAAUCUCCAGCUUAAACGCCCAAGUUCAUGGUAGCUAAGCAAUUCUCCUUUCUUCGGAGUAUUAAAUUACUGACUCUAUGUAUGUCAAGCACGUUCUUUUAAAAUUGAUUGCUUGCAUUUUAGUUCAA
Neltuma alba is the source of this 1687-nucleotide messenger RNA. RefSeq names its product aspartate carbamoyltransferase 3, chloroplastic-like. The record is from RefSeq and is a predicted model, not a curated record. Gene Ontology annotation, molecular function: amino acid binding; aspartate carbamoyltransferase activity. The transcript is spliced from 7 exons. Gene Ontology annotation, biological process: 'de novo' pyrimidine nucleobase biosynthetic process; amino acid metabolic process. NCBI's taxonomy places the organism in Eukaryota, Viridiplantae, Streptophyta, Magnoliopsida, Fabales, Fabaceae. Bases 232 to 1371 code for a protein of 379 amino acids.